Molecule: messenger RNA, 3258 nt
Organism: Carcharodon carcharias (great white shark)
Lineage: Eukaryota; Metazoa; Chordata; Chondrichthyes; Lamniformes; Lamnidae
Exons: 15
Coding region: 1-3078 (1025 amino acids)
Source: RefSeq, a predicted model, not a curated record
AUGACAUUCCUGAUGUGCGGCAGCAGUAACCGUGGUCACCCAUUGACAGGUGGAGGGGACGUUCGCAAAGCUGGUUUCACAACGGAGCGGAACCGAAUUUUGGCCAUCUCACCAUAUUGUUCACUCACGCCCACCAUGACGCCCGACACCAACGGGGACGGUAACACAAAUCAUAUUUAUUUUUUGGAUGAGGGAGAAGACAUCUCACUAAAAGGAUCAGACAAUCCUGGAGAUGGUCCUGUUGUCUGGAAAUGGAAACCACACUCAGGGCAAGAAAUCCAACAGCUGGUUACUUUUUGGAGAGACAGAUCGGGCUGGUGGAGUGCAGAAUGGAGCCAACAAUUUAAAACCAGCAAGUUGUUCCGGUGGAUAAUAAAUGAUCGGAAUACCAUUAACCUGAGAAUUCGCAAUCCCAUAAUUCAAUUUGCUGGAUUGUUCACCUUGACUCGGACACAGCCAAGAAAUGAAAUCCUGAAACAUUAUGAAAUAUUUGGGAUCAAAGCUGAAGCAAGUCCACAGUGGGCUCUGGUGGGCAGUGACAUCACUCUCAGUUGUACCAUCUCCAGUCUCUCAGAUACAGUCAGUCUUCACUGGAAACAGAGAGACUCUUCUCAGCAGAACAGGAGGAAAACUGAUCAGAUCCGACUAAAUAACACAGCCUAUCUGAUGGUCAAACAUGUUACAGUAGAGGAUGGGAACUUGUAUGCGUGUGAAGUGAAGGAAAAUGGAUCCAAUGUUAUCACAGGAAAUGUAGAUAUUUCUUUGGACGAAUAUUUACAUGGGAAGAGUUACAUUCUUUAUCGCUCAGGCACAGAUCACAGUGAACUCUACCUGAUUUGUUAUCGUUAUUAUAAGAGUAAUUUUCACACUGCCGCAUGGAGUUGGAUGUCACAUCAUCUUCCAAUUUUGGAGGAAACAAUAGCAUCUGUAUCCAAUUCCCAGGUCAUCAAUGCAAACAGUGUCCACUUUGAGAAUCGACUGGUCCCCACAGUGGCAAAUUUUAAUGGUGCGAACUUCAGUGUGAGGAUUGUCCCUGUUCUGUUUGAAGAUGCUGGAGUUUACAAAUGUUCUCUGGGAUCAAGUAAAAUGGUGACCAUUAAAUUAAUCACAGUUAAAGUGACAUCUGAACCAUCUGAUGCAGUGACUGAGGGAGACACCAUUACCCUGACCUGCUCUGUUUCUGAUGUCACUGAAUCAAUGAGACUUGUUUGGAUCGAUAGUGAUGGCAAAACUGUUGUAGAGAAAACAUUGAAUGGAUGGAACAGGGAAGAGAAAUCAUUGAAACUGACUAUUCUGAAAGCUGAGAGAGGCAGAGGGAAGUGGAUUUGUGUUUUGUUUCAUCAAAACAAGCCCCAGGUUUCUGCCCCAUAUUAUCUGGAACCCAGCGGAAGUCAGAAUGAUAUUUAUUUUUUCCAUGAGGAAGGUUUCUUUGUAUUGAAAGGACCAGACAAUCCUGGAAAUGGCUCCAUUGUCUGGGAAUGGGGACCACAUUCUGGGAACCAAACUACAAAACAAUUGGGAACUUUUCACAAAGAUGAUCAGCGGUGGGCUGUACAAUGGAGUGAUGAGUACAUUAAUAAACCAGACAUUUCUCAGGGCAUCCAUGAGGUCUGGGGAACUCUUAAUCUGGGAAUCAGAAACCCCACGUUUAACCUUGCGGGAAUGUUCACCUGGAGCCAGUCACAGCCCAGGAAGAAAAUCCUGAAACAGUAUGAAGUAUUUGGGAUCAAAGUUGAGAUCAAUUCCCAGAGGCCUGUAAUGGGCAGUGACAUCACCCUCAGUUGUACCAUCUCCAGACUCUCAGAUACAGUCAGUCUUCACUGGAAACAGAGAGACUCAUCUCAGCAGAACGGGAGGAAGAACACUGAUGAGAUCCAUCUGAAUAACACUGUCUAUCUGAUAGUCAGACAUGUUGGAGCAGGAAAUCAGAAUCUGUAUACAUGGGAAGUGCAGGAAAAUAACUCCACUGUUCUCACUGGAAACACAAGUGUUGAUGUGGAUUGGGAUUUACACAAUAAGACAUACACACUUUAUCGGUCAAGCACAGAUCACAGUGAGCUCGACCUGAUUUGUGAAGCUCAUUCUGAGUCCAGUAAAACUAAAUGGACCUGGUCAUCAUGUUAUUUGCAGAUUCAAGACAAAGAAAUAUCUUCUACUUACAAAUCUCAGUCCAUUGAUCUAAACAGGACCUACUUUGGAAAUCGUCUGGCCCCCACAAAGACAAAUUUUAAUGGCAAGAAUUUCAGUGUGAGGAUUGUCCCUGUUCUGUUUGAAGAUGCUGGAGUUUACACAUGUCUUUUGGGGAAAUAUAAAAUGGUGACCAUUAAACUAAUCACAGUUAAAGUGACAUCUGAACCAUCUGAUGCAGUGACUGAGGGAGACGCUAUUACCCUGACCUGCUCUGUCUCUGCUGUCACUGAAUCAAUGAGACUCGUUUGGAUCAAUAGUGAUGGCAAAAAUGUUGUAGAGAAAACAUUGAAGAAACAGAAACAGGAACGGGGUUUGUUACAGCUGAUUAUUCAGAAUGCCGUCCGAGACAGAAGGAACUGGACAUGUGUCUUGUUUCAUCAAAACAUUCCCAAGCUUUUAAUUCCACAUUAUCUGAAAGUUAACAAUGCUCACACUUUUCAGCACACCAGUGUUGUUAUUUUUGCGAGCCUGGCUUUUCUCCUUCUCAUUAUCCUGGCAGUGGUGCUGAGGUUAAAGUGCAAAGCUGCAGGUUUGGAAAGUCCAAGAACAAAAGCUCUGCAACCAGGAGAAAAUACAGAAGAUGCAUCUCAGCUUUAUUCAAGUCUUCAUGAAAUUCAGCAAAAGCAAGGUGAUAAUGAGACUGAGGUGCCUGAGACGAGUGGAUUCGAUGAAUAUGCAGUUAUCAGUAGAAAGGCAGAAAAAGACAAUACAGAGAGAGAAGAUAUCCAUUAUGGAUCUAUUGAUUUUCAGAAAAAAGCAACAGGGAGCAGCCAGGGAGAAGGGAAUACACAGUGGAACACACAAUCUUCAGAUACUGAACUGGCUCCUUCAGAGGAAGAUGUUUCAUCUGUCAUCUAUGCACAAGUAGCACAAGCAGGAUAUAAAUAAUCUUCACAGGAGAGGCAGGAAUAGCUUGGAGUCAGAUAUAUAAAAUAUAACGUUUCUGUGAAUUAAUAUUUUUAACCACAGAAAAAUCUGGAGCUUUCUUCCUAUGUACCUACUCUGAUUUAAUACAAUCAUUGCAUCAUACUUCUGAAACAUGAAAGCAACUUGCAAUAGAAAUUGAAU